Molecule: messenger RNA, 1579 nt
Organism: Aspergillus eucalypticola CBS 122712
Lineage: Eukaryota; Fungi; Ascomycota; Eurotiomycetes; Eurotiales; Aspergillaceae
Product: rhomboid family membrane protein
Exons: 3
Coding region: 1-1551 (516 amino acids)
Biological process (GO): proteolysis
Cellular component (GO): membrane
Molecular function (GO): serine-type endopeptidase activity
Source: RefSeq, a predicted model, not a curated record
AUGGCAGCCAACAGCUACUACCAUGGCGGUUACAGCAACAACCCGCCUUCCUAUGAGCAAGCUAAUCCUCACUUCGAUAACAUUCCGACCCCAGGCCAUCCUGACUUCCACACACAUCCUUACGAGCCCACGGCAGCCGACCCUCAACUUCACCACAGUCAACAAUCUCUCGGUUCCGACCAAGCAUAUGCGGCCGGUGGAAGGCUGAAUGAUGAACCCUACUCUGAAAAUAUUCCGCUGAAGAGCAAUCAAUAUGCAAAUGGAUCUCCGCCGCCGAACUGGAUGCACCAGCCGACUCAUUAUUCGCCCACCCCUGAAGAUAUCGAACCACCGGUCGCUCCGACAGCGCGGAGGAACAGGAACAGGAAGAAGGGAUUCUUCCAGAAGAAGAUCCCGUGGGUAACAUAUGCGUUCACCUUGGUCCAGAUCAUUGUGUUCAUCGUGGAAUUGGUGAAGAAUGCUCAAUUUACAGGCUCUCCUAUCGAGACAAAACCGUCCUUCAACGUGAUGAUCGGACCAUCCUCGUACAUGCAAAUCUACAUGGGAUCGCGCUACACACCAUGCAUGAAGAACGUACCUGGCAUUCAGAACGCCAACGAAACGGUUCUCUUCUCUUGCCCGAAUGCCACCACGACGGCGACUGAGUGCACACUGUCUGAAGCGUGCGGUUUCAGCGGUGUACCGAACCCUCAUCCACACGGAUCGCUUGACGACAAACCGGCGCCCAAUCAAUGGUUCCGGUUUAUUAUCCCCAUGUUCAUUCACACUGGAUUCGUUCACAUCGGCUUCAACUUGAUCGUGCAGUUGACCAUGGGAGUUGACAUGGAGCGGAUGAUUGGCUGGUGGCGGUAUUUCCUGGUUUAUGUGGCCAGUGGAAUUUGGGGCUUUGUUUUGGGAGGCAACUAUGCCGGGCAGGGCGAGGCGUCGUGCGGCUGCUCUGGUGCUCUGUUCGGUAUCCUCGCUCUUUUCAUCUUGGACCUCCUCUAUACAUGGAAGGACCGCGCUUCUCCUUGGGUGGAGUUGAUCAUUAUGAUCCUGGGUAUUGCGGUGUCGUUCGUAUUGGGGCUCUUGCCAGGGUUGGAUAACUUUGCUCACAUUGGUGGCUUCACCAUGGGGCUGGCUCUGGGCUUGUGUCUUCUUCGGUCGCCUAACGCGUUGCGCGAGAGAAUUGGCCUGGCGCGGAACCCGUACGUUGCCAUGAGCGGAGGGGCGGGCACUCCCACGCCCGAUGACAGCCAGAAGGUGAAUACUGGGCCCAGCCUGGCUGAUUUCCUCAAGGGACGUCGGACUCGCACCGGAGCAGGCGCCAGCAACAACAAGUGGAACCCAGUGAACUUCUUCCGGGGUCGGAAGCCGCUGUGGUGGGCAUGGUGGUUGGUUCGCGCGGGCGCCUUGGUGGCGGUGCUCGUCGGCUUUAUCCUUCUGAUUGUCGAUUUCUACAAGUAUCCCAAGUCGAACUGUUCCUGGUGCUACCGGUUGAGUUGUCUGCCUGUCAAUGGAUGGUGCAAAGAAGGCCAAUUGACGACGACAACGACAACGAAGACAUCCUGAGCGACUACAUUGCGAAACAUUUUCUUUC